Messenger RNA from Venturia canescens, 4601 nucleotides. It is a transcript of the gene cv-2, whose product is annotated as crossveinless 2. The transcript is spliced from 11 exons. Gene Ontology annotation, cellular component: extracellular region. Bases 1370 to 3283 code for a protein of 637 amino acids. Gene Ontology annotation, biological process: positive regulation of BMP signaling pathway. NCBI's taxonomy places the organism in Eukaryota, Metazoa, Arthropoda, Insecta, Hymenoptera, Ichneumonidae. Gene Ontology annotation, molecular function: BMP binding. The record is from RefSeq and is a predicted model, not a curated record.
AACUCAGUGCAGCCGCGGCGAGCAGCUGACGCGGGUAAACCUGCGGUUAAUACGUGCACUGGCGGGACAAGUGGCGGACGCCGCGCAGCCGAUGAACGGAUAAAACGCUAUGACAUUCGUCCACGCUACACUCCAAACAUAUUUUUGUCAUUUUUCAUUAUUCUAUCGACUUACUUUCUCUCAGCCAAACAUGUGAAGCUCAUCGAUCAAUAAAACAACCACUUCAUGCGAAAGCCAAUAAUAAGAAGAAAUGAUUUACUUCAUGCUGUGACAAUAACUUGAGGAAUCGAGGGGUACAAAGUGAUUCGCGAUACCGGGAGACCGUGAGAGAAAAUCUCUAGAGACUUGACCGUUUUCCUUGACCUCGUGGUCCGAUACGCGCCGAGUAUCAUCGCCGAGUGCGUGCCUCGUUACGGUGACCAGAACUCCGGAUAUGUAAUAUACGUGAAUAAUAUACCGAAGACGCAGCAGGUGUGCCAUCGUUCUUUAUAUCAAAUCGAAUAAAACUCAUUGGGAAAUUGAAUGAAUACGCUUAUCGUUGCGCGGUUCAAGUGACCAAUCUCUAAUAUUACGAGUGACGACCGUUUUCCCAACGGAGCAAUAUUGUCUUUGGGAUAGAAACGCAACUUAUUAUUCUGAGACGAUAAAUAUCGCUAUUUGUCCAGACGAGUAAACAUUAUUUUUUUAAAAAACUUCGUAUUAAACGCACCGCCAUCACGACUUUUUAUUUCUCCCAUUACCUGCUAGAAUUUAAUCGUCUUUUAUAUUCUCAUCUCUCGAUUUUAGUAUCAGUAUUGUGUGCGAAACGAGUUUUCGAUCUAAAAUCAGAGACGGUUGGUGGAUAAAUUCGCGACGUCGAGUGUUAUCGAAAGUGUUUUCAUGCACAACAAUUCUCGGUGCAUCGUCGUUUUGCCUCUUUUACGUGGUCUCGUCGAUCAGGGGCAGUAACCGUUUAUUCCUCCGCAGACGUUAUUGCUUCGAUUUGUGAGACUUUAAUACGCAACUGAUUCAAUAAAUGUUAUAAUAUUUAUAUAAAUAAUAUAUAUCUACGAUAUCAAAUUGCCGUGUGGUUGUUUGUGCAUUUGUGUCUGUGCAUUUUAAUCGUUGUGUCUCCUAUUUAUUCAAUAAUCGUACGAGCAUAAAUACAACCCUGCACACGUCCCGUAAUGCUUCGUGUGUACAAACACGAAGUUAAGCACGCAAGGUAAUUGAAACGACAUACGAAAUACGAGGAUAAGAAAACGGCUGCAGUUUACGAAGAAGACGCAAACGAUUAUACUAUUAUAAUCUUCAUUGGAGAUCAAUCAUCGUGCAGUCAUCACGAGAGUGACGAGAAGCCUCGUUGAUCAACGAGACGACCACGAGAACUAUGAAGACCAGGUCGGUGCCCUCGAGGCUAUCGGCACUCACCCUCGUUUUCGUCAUAAUCGUCAGCGAUCCGCGAAGAUGCAGUGCCGUUUCCGAGAGUAUUAUUGGGAGUCGUGAGACCUGUGAUAUCGAGGGAGAAGACUUCACCGUCGACAAAAUACCUGAUACGAGGUGUUUUACCUGCAUCUGCAAGAAUGGUUUCGUGGAGUGUCGAAAACAGCAGUGCCCCAGUAUCGAGGGAUGUUAUACUUUAAUGGAACCACGGAAGGACGAAUGUUGUCGUCGAUGCAAAGGCUGCGUAAGAAAUGGUGUUCAUCACGAGUCCGACACCGAGUGGACAGAGCCAAACGAACCCUGCAAAAUUCUCACGUGUAAGGCCGGUGUGAUAACCGAGUCAAAACUUCGAUGUUACACGCCCUGCGCUAAUCCAAUUCCAGCGCCACCAGGACAGUGUUGUCCAAUAUGUGCCGGAUGCUACGUUAAUGGACAGAAAGUCACUGCCGAAAGAACUGUGACGACGACCGAAGAUCCUUGUGUCACGUGUCGAUGCAACAUGGGAAGACUGACUUGUGCGAAAAAAGCAUGCCCGGUUCUUCACUGUCCGGCUUCCAGUCUCGUUCAUGAACCUGGCGAAUGUUGCCCCAUUUGUAAAGGUAGCAGAAGAUUUCUGUCACCGCCAAGGGGCGCCUGCAUGCUGGGUUCAUUCGUUUACGAUUCGGGAAAACAAUUCUACGAAGACGAAUGUACACGGUGUACCUGCCUUAAUUCAGUCGUCUCGUGUGCAAGAGAAACUUGUCCGGUUUUGGAAUGCACCAGUGAACAUCAAACGACGCCUCCGGGACGCUGUUGUCCGCAGUGUCCUCUUGUCGAGGAAAGCAGAGCUUCUUGCACCUACGGAGGACGAACUUACGGGAAUGGCGAAACUUGGAAGCUUGAUCCUUGCAAAGCAUGCGCUUGCAUGCAGGGCACGGUGCGUUGCGCCAUGUCCUUGUGUCCGCCUCUGAAUACACCAUGUCCACCCAACACCCGAUUCGAACACCCUGAGGGUCAGUGUUGUCCUCGCUGCGUCGAGAGCGAUGGAGUUUGUACCGUUUUUGGCGAUCCCCAUUAUCGAACCUUCGAUGGAAAAUUCUACAGUUUCAACGGAGCGUGUAAAUAUCAACUCGUAGCUGAUUGCAUUGGUCACACAUUCGGUAUUCGCGUAACCAACGAUGCGAGGUCGACAAAAUCAUCGGCAUGGACCAAAACCAUCACUCUCAAGAUCGGUGAUAUGAGGAUCAAUCUCGGUCAAAAAAUGAGGGUCAAAGUGAACGGUAUGAAGAUUGACGUGCCAUACAGAGAGCCAAACAGAAUCGACAUCAAUCGAACGAUGGACAGCAUACUUGUGAGCACUCAUAUCGGGGUUAAAGUGCUAUGGGACGGCAUAAGUUUCAUCGAGGUCUCCGUUCCAACGACUUACCGAGGGAAGCUUUGUGGCCUGUGUGGCAAUUUUAAUCUGUUACCGAAGGAUGAUUUUACAACGCGACGUGGACGCGUACUUCAAGAUUCACACGCCUUUGGACAGUCUUGGGCAGUGGGUUCGAAAAAAUCGUGCACCCGUGCUCGUCCGGGUACAAACGUUGAUCGCGAACGAAGAUGUCGGGGUCGAAAGGAUCACAAACUGUGCAAUCGUCUUAGAUCGCAAAUAUUUGACGCCUGCCACAAAAAGGUGAAUCCCACGAUGUAUUACAAAUCGUGCCUUCAAGACAUGUGCGAAUGUCCCACGGAAAACUGUUACUGCGAAUCGUUCGUCGCGUACGUUCACGAGUGUCAGAGGCUCGGAAUUCAAUUACCACAUUGGCGAAAAUCGACGCGAUGCCGUAGCGUGUGGGACACGAUGACAGGACCGACUAAUAUCCGGCGACGUCUCCGUUAAAUUCGCGCUUGAGACUAUGAAAACGAUAUUUUUUUAUAUUUUCUCCUUUACUCCGCAUUCGGCAUCGUUCGAAUCAUGAUUUUCUUUUCUUUAUUUGUCACAUUGAGGGACAAGCAAUCUCACAGAUGUAAAAUUGUAGAAUCUCUUUUUUUUAGUAUAAUUUUUUUUGUCGUUCACGUUCAACCGGAAACACUGCCGAACACGACGGAGUGUGUUGUCCCAAGAAUUUACUAGUCAUCGUUUCGUGUCUAUAUGCAUUAACGAGCACCGUGCAGUAUUUCGGCCGAUGAGCAGGCUCGCGGCAUAGAAUCUACAUCCCAGUGUAAAAAAGUUAACGAUCGUUUGUCAGGUGUUGAUAACAAAGGAUCUCUUCGCUUAGGCUGAAGAAAAUUCCAUCUCGGUUCCACCUUUCUUAAUCCUCGCACCAACGAAUGCUGAAUGUACUUUAAAGAAUAAUUGUAUUUAACGAAAAAUCGCGACAACACCUAAAAAAUAACAAAAACAAAACUUAAUUCGUAAAACAAAAGAAAGUUGAUACUUUUAUGAAUAAUUUUAGGAUUUUAGGACCACACAAAUGUAUAUAUAAACAUACAAAUUUGUGCGAGACUUUAUUGAAUUCACACCUAUGAUGUCUCUUUGAUUUUUAUCAUAUUCCAUUUCUCUACUUAUUAUUACUAUAAGAAUUAUUAUUAAUAAUAUUAUUUUCUAUCAUUUUCUUAAUACUGCGUUGAUAUCUCGUUUUAAAUACAUGAAGCUACAAAGUUAUAUCUCAUCUGAAACUGAGGAUUGUUCUAAAAUGCAUUAACCUUGUCCCCCAGCAUGAAAAUUUUUUAGCAGAGCAGCGAAUAAUUGAGAUAUCAGUUCAAAAGCUGAAAUUACCAUAGACUCUCAAGUGUUUCUUUCUUUUUAUUUGAUUUUUUUAUUAUUUUUUCCUAUUUCGAAAACUUUAACAAUGUAUACAAUAGGGGAGACCGAGGCAAAACGGACUACCUAAGGAAAUAUCGUAAUUUUCACAAAUUUAAGAGUCAUCGAGCUCACGUGACCAACUCAAAAUCGAUGGUGGGACCUGCUCCCAUAGUAAAGUAUAACUAUUAUAUACUAAAUACGAUCGCUGUCACGUGUCAUACUCCUCCCGUGUGUUCUACCGGAUUUCUCCGUGAAUUUUUGUUGAAAUUACGACAAAUAAAUUUCGCAAUGAGUAUGAGUAGAGAAGUUUAGUGAAUCCGGAUCUGGUCUCUUGGGUUGUGACGAAUGUGUGUACAAUUUGUGAUAAAAUCAUCUUUGUAACCGGCAUAAAUGGUGUCAUGGCGUACGCAAA